This is a messenger RNA of Puccinia triticina, 339 nucleotides long. RefSeq lists its product as uncharacterized. Lineage: Eukaryota; Fungi; Basidiomycota; Pucciniomycetes; Pucciniales; Pucciniaceae. Bases 1 to 339 code for a protein of 112 amino acids. The transcript has 2 exons. The record is from RefSeq and is a predicted model, not a curated record.
AUGCAGCACAGCGGCCCGGCGCCAGCCGACGACGGGCGAACGGCUUCAUUAACCCGCCGGCUGCACAGCCCCGAGCAGCCACCACACAGCUUGGCACUCCCAGCGUCGAUGCACACCGUUACCCGAGCAUGCAUCAGCCUCCCCUCAGACGCAUACAUCCGGCAUAUCACCAACAGCCUGCGCGGAGAGCUGGGUGCCAAGACCCUGCAGCCGCUGUUUGGACCCGCUGGGCAGCACCGGCUGGGCGAUCGGCAGCUGCCACACGCACAUCGGACACUUCGCGCCCGCGAUGGCGCUGCAGUCAACGGUCCAGCAGGGCGGCUCGGACAUCUCUCAUAA